ACAAGUACUUCUAUGUCCCUCGCGACCCUCUCGAACUUCCUUUCUCAAGAUCCUCCACACUGCACGCGACACUUCCACGAUUGUGGGCGGCCUCAAUACGAAUCGCGCCAGACUCCACUAGGAACUUGCCCCGAGCAACCCCAGUCCGCAAGCCACUCCGCUUUCUAAACCCUGAGCCGCAGUGCACGUUCAUACUCCCUCCGCCUGUGCCCAAAUUCUCUUUACACUCUACUCUCCUCUACUAUGUCGGAGAUCGAGCACGAAAAGAUGGCCACGACCUCUGCAGGUCAUGGUGCGGAGAGUCCGUCGCCAGAGAUCAUGACCGACGAGUCCAAGCCUAGAGGAAAGGCAUGGAUGUACAAGAGAUUGGGCCUUGGUCCCGUCAGCAUACCUCCCUUCGCCUCACCGCAGUUCCAGAUCGUCUUUGUCGCGCUGGUCUGCUUCUUGUGCCCAGGCAUGUUCAACGCGGUCAAUGGCCUCGGCGCUGCUGGUCAAGUCAAUGCGCACGAUAUCAACAAUGCGAACACUGCCGUUUACGCGACCUUCUCCAUUGUCGCUUUCUUCGCAGGCAGUAUCGCCAACAAACUCGGUCUUCGACUGACCUUGGGCAUUGGAGGAUUUGGAUACUGUCUCUACAUCGCCUCGAUCCUAUCAUACAACCACGAUGGAAACGCGGGGUUCUUGAUCUUUGCCGGCGCUCUUCUGGGCGUCUGCGCUGGUCUGCUGUGGACCGCUCAAGGCUCCAUCAUGUUGUCCUAUCCGCCGGAGAAGUCGAAGGGUCGCUACAUCGCUGUCUUCUGGAUGAUCUUCAACCUAGGAGCUGUUAUUGGCGGCUUGGUGCCCCUCGGUCAGAAUAUCCAUAACACCAAUGCUGGCACAGUUGGCGACGGCACUUACAUCGCUUUCAUUAUCUUGAUGGCGUGUGGUUUCGUGCUGGCCGGGUUUCUCUGCAACCCCAAGUUCGUUGAACGGUCCGAUGGUUCCCGGGUUAUCCUCAUGAAGAAUCCGACCUGGAAGACUGAGAUCCGUGGUCUCUACGAAUCCCUGGUCCACGAUUGGUACAUCAUCUUCCUCUUCCCAAUGUUCUUUGCCAGCAACUGGUUCUACACUUACCAUUUCAACGAUGUCAAUCUACCCAAAUUCAAUGUUCGCACACGUGCUCUCAACAGUGUUUUGUACUACAUCUCCCAGAUCAUUGGCGCAUGGAUCUUUGGUUUUGCUCUCGAUACCACUUACUUUCGCCGCACGACCCGAGCACGGAUGGCUAUGGGUGUGCUGUUCAUCCUUACCAUGGUCAUUUGGGGCGGUGGUUAUGAUUUCCAGAAGAAGUACACUCGUGCCACGGUCAAAGCUGCAGACUUUGAGACGCUUGACUGGACCGACUCUGGCUACGUUGGCCCCAUGUUCUUGUACAUGUUUUACGGUGCUUAUGACUCCGUCUGGCAGACGACUACCUACUGGCUCAUGGGCUCCUUGACCAACAAUGGUCGCAAGCUCGCCAACUUUACUGGCUUCUACAAGGGCAUCCAGUCAGCCGGUGGUGCUAUCUCGCCACAACUUGACGCCAACCUAGUCUCGUACAUGGCCGAGUUCGCCGUCAAUUGGGGUCUCUUGAGCGGCUCCCUUCUCAUUGCGGCCCCCGUUAUCUGGCUUAAGGUCAAGGACGUGACAGAUCUUGACGAGGAUUUGAAAUUCAGUGACGAGACCAGAGCCGAUGUGGUGCCUAUUAGUCCUGUCGUCGGUGCUGAGGGAUUGAUGAGUGAGAAGCAUCAGUAAGGGAAGGCAGGAUUGCAUAUGUCUCAAUGAGAGCGGAUAUGUUGAUCGAUACCAUCUGGAGGGGUUCACCUGCGCUUCUGCGCUCAUAU
Messenger RNA from Exophiala viscosa, 1865 nucleotides. RefSeq names its product major facilitator superfamily domain-containing protein. Gene Ontology annotation, biological process: transmembrane transport. The coding region runs from base 244 to 1776 and encodes 510 amino acids. NCBI's taxonomy places the organism in Eukaryota, Fungi, Ascomycota, Eurotiomycetes, Chaetothyriales, Herpotrichiellaceae. The record is from RefSeq and is a predicted model, not a curated record. The transcript has 2 exons. Gene Ontology annotation, molecular function: transmembrane transporter activity.